Pichia membranifaciens NRRL Y-2026 is the source of this 3927-nucleotide messenger RNA. RefSeq lists its product as hypothetical. The transcript has a single exon. Gene Ontology annotation, molecular function: RNA binding. Bases 329 to 3703 code for a protein of 1124 amino acids. Gene Ontology annotation, cellular component: ribonucleoprotein complex. The record is from RefSeq and is a predicted model, not a curated record. NCBI's taxonomy places the organism in Eukaryota, Fungi, Ascomycota, Pichiomycetes, Pichiales, Pichiaceae.
CGUUAAUACAAGAAAGUAAACUUCUCCAUUCUCAAGCCAUUACCACCAUCGAUUUCUAGCAACAAAUCAAAUUAAAAAUCCUAAUUUAUAGAGCUAUCGAACUUACCAUUUGUCUUUUGUCUUCGUUCAUCACUGUUUAAUCUUGUCUUUUCGAUAGCCUGCUUCUAUUUCAAUUCGUUUCCACUUUCCAUUUCACUCAACCCAUAUUAUUCCGUUUGCAUAGACCCUCUCCUGAAUAUAAAUCUAGUCAAUCAACCCAAUCAAACACAAUAUUACUCCAGCCCGCACAUCAUUAGUUAAUCAGUGUAAAAACCGUACAGCAAAAGAAAUGAUGUCAAGCAAUUUACAAGAUUCUUUCUCAACCGAAAACUUAGAGCUCAAAUCAGAGAUUAGCAAAAAUCUCAACGAUGAUGACGAUGAAAAUAGUUCUAAAAACCAAAGUGUAACUGGCUCUUCUCCUUUCUAUGCUAUAAAAAUAUUAUCAUUACCUCCCACCACUCAAUUAGAUUCUCUAACCUUGAAAUUUCUGAAAGAAAAGAACCUAAAUUCAGACGACUUGCAACUCAUCAAAAGGACGAGCGAUAAUGAAAUCACUCACAAUUUCAUUGAAUUUUUCCACAAUAAACAACUUUUGGACGAUUUCAUUGAAUUCUUCAAAAUCGAAGAGUCCGUGGAUUUAGAUUAUGAGCUCAUUGAUAAUGAAAUACAGCUAAACUAUCAAUUGCCAGGUCAUUUAUUCAUUCGUGGACUUCUGUACACUACAACUGCUCAAGAUCUUUAUAAUAUCUUCAAACCUUAUGGAGAAAUCCAUGCUUGUAAAGUCAUCUUCAAUGAUUAUGGAAUAUCGAAGGGAUUUGGGUUCAUCAAUUUUUCAAAUAAAGUCGAAGCUGAUAAUGCUAUUGAGAGCUUGAAUGGAUGUAACGUUGAUGGCAACAAUUUGUUCAUUAAUCACCACGUUUCCAAGAAGGAUAGACUUAAGGAAUUGGAGUACAAAAUGAAUAAGUUCUCGAACAUCUAUAUCAAAAAUUUACCAGCAGAUGUAACCAAAGUCGAACUAAGUGACCUUUUUGGAAAAUUUGGUAAAAUUAAUUCAAUCUUUUUGCCAAAAGAUUUGAAUCAUGAUGUCGAUAUCCAAAGUAACAUAGAUCACCACGAGCAUAAUUCCAAGGACGUUAUAAAUGAUGAUGUUCAAAAUGACGGAAGCAACGAUAGAGAAAGCGAAGAUAACCCUUCCUCAAAAGCAUAUGGUUUUAUAAAUUUCAAAUAUCAUGAGGACGCUAUUAAUGCCAGAAAAGAAAUGAAUGGCUUUGAAAUUAGACCAGGCUAUAAUAUUCAAAUCGAUCGUGCAGAAAGGAAGAAGGAGAGAAUCCAAUAUGAAAGUCUGGCUCAUCAUUUCAACAUCAACACCAAUAAAAUUUGUAGUAGUGAUAACGAUUCUACGAGCAGCGCUACUAUCACUAGAAAUAUCGAUAAUUCUGGUGAGUUUCAUAGAAUGAAUAAGGACGUUUACGAAGAACCAAGAAUAGAAAAAUUCCAAUCUCCUAUUGAUAGAUCAUUUUCCUUCUCUUCAAAUUCCUCUUCAAGAAGCAGACGACAAUCGUCAAUUACCAGUCCUCAAAUUUUACCAUCUUUUGCCAUGGUUAAUGGCAACUUCAACUAUGAUACAACAAGUAACCACAAUUACCAUAACUUUGUUCAUAAUCAGUCUCUAAAGAAUUCCAAUCAAAGAUUACAGUAUCCGCAAAUGUACCAGCCCAUAAUUCCUUUUACCUAUAACCAUAAGAACAAGUCGCAAGAAUUGUUGUUGCAACCUGAAAAGCAGCUGCAAAAAGCUUACCAGCAACAACAGCAACAACAGGUCCAGCAGCCUGUACAAUCACAACCUCAGCACAUUCAGGAAUCUCCGUACUUUGCAAAUAAUAAGAAUAAUGUUUAUGAUAGAAAAAUUGAUCACAGUAUCAGUAUGAUAAAAGGUAUUCCAAUGAACAACUAUCAACCGUCUAUAACAAACCAGAAUCCAGUAUUACCACCGUUCAUUAUCACACCCGACUCCAAUUUGAUCUCGACAUCAACAGGAUUACCGAUUGCCGGCCCUCAAUUUCAAGAUUCUAACUUGUAUGUGAUACAUUUACCAAAGGAGUAUUCAGAUGAGGAUUUGUAUGACCUUUUCGAGAAGUAUGGUAAGAUCACUUCAUCCAGAGUAAUUACUUAUCAACCCGAGGAAGUUGAGCAGUUGAACAAGAAGAAAAAAUAUGAUCGUGCAAAACAGGUUGAUUCCACUGCUGCUAUUCCUGACGCUAAGUUGGGGGUUCCAGAAGAUUUUGCCGCGGCUCAGCUUGAGAAUAAUAACAGUGCUUCAACUGAAAACCAGGAACUCAAUUCUGAUGCAGACCGUAUCCCUCUUGUUGGAGAGUCGAAAUGUUUUGGAUUUGUCUGCUUUCAAAACCCAGUAGAUGCUUCCAAAGCGUUAGUAUGUAUGAAUGGAUUUAAAGUUGACUCAAAUCAUGUUUUGAGGGUCACUUUUGCACAAAGGAAGGAAAACAAGUAUAAUCAAGGAAGGCUACACCACUAUAACCAAAACCAUCUCGGUGGACUUUAUCAGUAUGUGAACAAUUAUAACAAUAGUUACGCUCACAUCAUGACACCGAGUGGAAAUAUUCCACCUAUGCCAGCAUCAUCCAUACCGUCACUUUCUCCCAUGGGUGCGAUGCCAGCUAUGGGGCCUAUAGGUCCAGUGGCACAUUUGGGACCGAUGGCCCAUAUGGCACAGAUGGCUCAGAUGGCUCAGAUGGCCCAUAUGGCACCAAUUCCUCCUUCGCAAUUACCGCCAUCAACAUCGCCGUCAUUACCUACAGUGGCUAUGCAGCAUUCCCCGUCCAUUCCAUCAAUGAAUGGAGUAUCGAAUGUUCAAAGCUCCCCUGCAAUGGAGAUGAUGCACGGUGUCUCGCUCAUAGGUUCAAGUCAGCAUCAGCCUCAAUCUCAUUACUACCAGCAGCAACCGCCGCAAUAUCUGCCGCAAAAUUCUCCCCAGCAAGCAGCAAUCCCAGCAAUGAAUAGCAUAAGAUUAUCAGGAAUAACCAUGAUGAACAAUACUCCGGGUGUAAAUAAAUACAAUAACUGGUACUAUCCUAGUAGUUAUCACCAAGGCGGAAGCAGCCGAGAAAGAUACGAUGAGUUUCAAAAUCGUCAGAUGCUAGACGUUGAGAACGGGAUGCAAGACUUGACUAUAGGAUUAAGUGAUGAAGACGAUUAUGAAAAUUAUGAAGAAUACGAAGAUUAUGAAAAUUAUGAACAUACUAAUGAAGAUGGUGAUAUGAAUAAUGAUGAUGAUGCCCAGGUCGAGUCUGUUGAAGAAAUCACUCAUAAAAAUGCUUCAAUUUCAAGGUCAAGAAUUGAUUGCAAUAACAGAAGAAAUGAUGCCAAUAAUAAUUUCUCCAGCACUUCCAAUAACUCUAAAGCAAGGUCGAAAUAUACACGAGCUAAUAGUUACAACUCUCACUCGAGAAGAAACUAUAACAGUGGCAGUAAUAAUAGCAGCAGCGUUGAUAUUAACCAAAAUGGUUACUACAAUUAUAAUUACUACGACCACAACUACGGCAGUUAUGUUUACAACCGUGGCAAUUAUAAACAGCAUAAUAGAUCGCAUAGCAUGAUUAAUUCUGGGGGAUUUGGCUCUCAGAAAAGACAAGAACGAAGAGAGUGAAAUAUUCAGUUCCCUUUCUCAGCUUGUCUACCUAUUUAUUUAUUUAUUAAUUAGUUAUGAUUUUAUAUCUCCAAUUGAUUCAUUCCAUACUUUAAAAAGUCAAGUUUCAUUUAUCUCUCUUGUUCCUUUUCCAUAAUGUAAGCAUGUCUGUUGGUUUUUCUCGAUCAUGGUAGUAUGAUUAUUUCGUAUACCUCUAUAUAUAGGUUGAGUAAGUUAUUUAUUUU